Molecule: messenger RNA, 2305 nt
Organism: Ruditapes philippinarum (Manila clam)
Lineage: Eukaryota; Metazoa; Mollusca; Bivalvia; Venerida; Veneridae
Molecular function (GO): sequence-specific DNA binding
Source: RefSeq, a predicted model, not a curated record
UGCCCACAUGUAGGCCUAUGUGUGUUGAAUGUAUUAAAAUUAAGGCUUUAAAUUGUCAAAUACAAUGAUUUGUUAUUAUUGGUUUUACUCUCAUUACACCAAAAAUUUGUUAAAUUAACAGGUUAAAGUUGUUUUAUCGUUAUUUUGAACUAGAAAGCGAUAAUUUUAUGACUUAUUCGCCUAUACUAUAGAGCCUUAACCUGUUAACUUGCUCCAUUACGUCAUAGAUGAAUACAUUGUUCACAGAAGUAACAGCAGAUUUUUAUCAACAUUUUUUUAAUAAGUUACGGACAUUAUAGGCUUCAGAUUUUUGUCUCAUCGUGUUCUUUGGAUGUGUAAAUAUGGUUAAACUUAAGUGUGCUGCCUUUGGCUGUAAUUCGCGCUCUGGACGUGAUAAAGUGAAUUUUUUUAGCUUUCCAAAAGACACAAAACUUCGAAAAGUUUGGUGCAGUAGGAUUGGCCUAACUAGCUGUGUUAAUAAAUUCAAGGUUUUUUCUCCAAAUAAAAACAGUCGGUUGUGUUCUCUACACUUUGAAGAGAACCAAUUUAGAUACAGUUCAACAUUUCUAGAGUCAAUUGGUUAUAAGGGAAGUUUCAAGAGAAUAUUGAAGACCGAUGCAGUGCCCACCAUCUUUCCUACUACAGUCAACAGACUUUCACAAGAUAAAGAGAGAAGAAGACAUUCUUCGGGACCUCUCGUAAAAAAAGGGAGAAAAAAUCAAAAGAUGUCUUACAAGUCUUCACAAGCUGAUGGAAAAAAUCCUUGUGCAAAAGUGCAAAGAAAAUUUGUAAAUCUAGGUUCAGUGACUGGGAGAUGGAUGAAAAUCAAAUCAAAGAAAUGUUGUAAAUCAGAUGAGGACCUUGCUCGACUUUUGAUCAAAAGCUUACAUCAGCUUGAUCAACAAAUUAGGUAUGGAUUUCAUAUUACCAGAUAUUGGAAGAGAAGAAACAUACCAAAGCAGGAGAGUUAUAGGAUAAUAACACUACAAACUGAUGUAUGGGACCGCUGGAGAGAACUGAAAUGUUCACUUCAAGUUAACUCCAACAGUCAACUUGCAAAUGAGCUGAUGAAUGCAUGGCAUGACAGAGCUGACUACAUACCGAAACUUUAUGAUGCCUCUAAAGCCAGUCAACGGGCUCCUGUGAAUGAGACCCAAGUAAUUCAGGUCGUGAAGAAGGAAGCCUGUAUGGCUGAGGCACCUGUGAAUGAGACCUCAUUGCAUAAGAACCAUGUACAAAGUGCUCCUGUUAAUGAAACUUUUGUAAAUAAGACUUCCAUGAAUAAGUAUCUUGUGGAAGAUGCUUCUGUGAAUAAGGCUCCCGUCACUGAGGCCGUAAUGAGUACAUGUAAGUAUUUUGUGGGAAAUGCCAUGGUGAAUUACUCUUCUGUAAAUAACAUCACAAGCAAUAAUAUCCCUUACAAAGGUGCUUCUUUAAGUGAGGUUCCAGUUAUUAAAAUCUUCAGGAAUACAUGGAAUUAUCCUGUUGAAGAUGGCCCUGCAAAAGAUGCUUCUGUGAAUAACACCUUCAGGAAAAAAUCUUUGUACUUUGUGGAAGAUGCUUCUGUGAAUAAAACUCCUGUGACUGAGGCUUUGAAUAAGUAUCCUGUGGAAGAUGCUUCUUUGAAUAAAGCUCCUGUGACUGAGGCCUUGAAUAAGUAUCCGAUGGAAGAUGCUUCUGUGAAUAAGUCUCUUUGGAACGAGACCUUGAAUAAGUAUCCUAUGGAAGAUACUUCUGUGAAUAAAGCUUCUAGGACUGAGGCUUUGAAUAAGUACCUUAUGGAAGAUGCUUCUGUGAAUAAGGCUUCUGUGACUGAGGCCUUGAAUAAGUUUCCUGAGGAAGAUGCUUCUGUGAAUAUAACUCCUUGGACUGAGGCUUUGAAUAAGUACCUUAUGGAAAAUGCUUCUGUGAAUAAAGCUCCUGUGACUGAGGCCUUGGAUCAGUGUCUUGUGGAUGAUGCUUCUGUGAAUAAAGCUUCUUUAAGUGAGGGUUGUAUGAAUAAAUGUUAUUAUCUUAUGGAAGAUGUCCCUGAUGCUUCUGUGAAUAACAACAUCAGGAAUAAGUAUCUUGUUGAAGAUGUCCUUGUGAAUAAGUCUCUUGCGACUGUGGCCUUCAAGAAUAAAGUCCUUGUUGAACAUGCUUAUGUGAAAAAGGCUCCUGCCCCUGGAAAUGAUGCUCCUGUGGCUGAGGAUUUAGGAAAUAAGAUCCUUGUUGAAGAUGCUUCGAUGAAUGAGAUUCCUGACACUUUAAAUGAGGCAUUAGUGAAGCAAGAAAUAAUGCCAGAUCAGUCAGACAAGAUUAACAG